CAUUUCCUUCUCCGGGUUGGUGCCGAGCGGACGUAUAAGGCUAUCGAUCGCGUGCUCCGCCGUUUUGUACAGUUGCUAGCGUCACCAGUCCAAUUUCAACGAUAAUGUCGAAGAAGGCUGAUCCCUACGCAUUCGCCAAGGAUUUCCUGGCUGGUGGUAUUUCUGCCGCUGUAUCGAAAACGGCAGUAGCGCCGAUCGAACGUGUCAAGCUGCUGCUUCAGGUUCAGGCUGCCUCCAAGCAGAUCAGUGCCGACAAGCAGUACAAGGGUAUCAUCGAUUGCUUCGUUCGUAUCCCGAAGGAGCAGGGAAUCGGUGCCUUCUGGCGCGGUAAUUUGGCCAACGUUAUCCGGUACUUCCCGACCCAGGCCUUAAAUUUCGCGUUCAAGGAUGUGUACAAACAGGUGUUCCUCGGUGGAGUGGACAAGAACACCCAGUUCUGGCGCUACUUCCUGGGUAACCUGGGAUCCGGUGGUGCGGCCGGUGCCACCUCGCUGUGCUUCGUGUACCCGCUAGAUUUCGCCCGUACCCGUCUCGGUGCGGAUGUCGGCCGUGGUGCCGGAGAGCGCGAAUUCAACGGUCUGCUCGACUGUUUGAAGAAAACGGUCAAGUCCGAUGGCAUCAUUGGCCUUUACCGUGGAUUCAACGUUUCCGUACAGGGAAUCAUUAUCUAUCGUGCAGCCUACUUCGGUUGCUUCGAUACUGCCAAGGGAAUGCUGCCGGACCCCAAGAACACCUCGAUCCUCGUUUCCUGGGCCAUCGCACAGGUGGUGACGACAGCUUCCGGAAUUAUUUCGUAUCCAUUCGAUACCGUCAGACGACGCAUGAUGAUGCAGUCUGGCCGUGCCAAGUCGGAGGUGAUGUACAAGAACACGCUCGACUGCUGGGUCAAGAUCGGCAAACAGGAGGGUUCGGGUGCGUUCUUCAAGGGCGCCUUCUCGAACGUCCUGCGUGGUACUGGUGGCGCUCUGGUGCUCGUAUUCUACGACGAGGUUAAGGCCUUGUUGGGUUAAGUAGGAAACGCCCUAGUGUAUUUAGUUAUGUCCAGCAGCAACAAAACAACAAUACUAUUACCAAGCAAAAUCAACAACACUUGCCGGAGCCGUGUGUUGUUGAAGGAUUCCUUACCUUUGACGAAACAUGUCGCCGCAGUGUAGUAGCGCAAGACAAAUUGACUUUUACAAACCACAACCCUGCACGGUCUCUCCUCUCUCUCUCUCUCUCUAUCUCUGGGUAUUACUUCCAUGUUCCGAACAUCUGACAAUUGGGUACCGCGUUGCGCUUUUACGAGUGGUGGAACUGCAAGGUUUGCUGCUCUUGAGGGGGAGAGAGGAGACAGUCCCUAGGCAAUUUGUUGCAUUUUCUAACAGAUGAAAGCGUUGUAUUAUCACCAUCAAGCUGCUGACCUCAAACGGUUCCAGCGGAUCGAGUAAUUAUCAAUCCUGGACGGCAAGUGCACAUGCAAAUGCAAAAGAUACCAGCGAUAUAAAAGAACGAUUGCAAAUGCGAGAAAUAGAUUCGAAAUAUGACAUGAUUUAAAAACAAGAAAUAAAACUAGGUAUUUAUUUUGACGUCCUUCAACUAGAAGGGAAACCCA
This is a messenger RNA of Anopheles moucheti, 1594 nucleotides long. RefSeq names its product ADP,ATP carrier protein 1. NCBI's taxonomy places the organism in Eukaryota, Metazoa, Arthropoda, Insecta, Diptera, Culicidae. Gene Ontology annotation, molecular function: ATP:ADP antiporter activity. The transcript is spliced from 3 exons. The record is from RefSeq and is a predicted model, not a curated record. Gene Ontology annotation, biological process: mitochondrial ADP transmembrane transport; mitochondrial ATP transmembrane transport. Gene Ontology annotation, cellular component: mitochondrial inner membrane. The coding region runs from base 105 to 1010 and encodes 301 amino acids.